This is a messenger RNA of Pocillopora meandrina, 5517 nucleotides long. The record is from the annotation of a GenBank genome assembly. Lineage: Eukaryota; Metazoa; Cnidaria; Anthozoa; Scleractinia; Pocilloporidae.
CACAUAUAUGAUUCUUCCCUUCCAUCGACGCAACUUUCUUAUAUUAUCUUAGGCACAGGUUUCCUAAUCUUUUUCGUCACGCAAAGCGUGCGAGAGAGAUCAUGGUCUCCUCCGCAGCCGUCAUUUGGUUUCUCCUCUAUCAGAGAGCUCGUUGCCUGACGAAAUCAAACAACGGCCGCAGAGGAAACAAGAGGGACAAUGGUUUUCUCAGAAGAAUAGCUUUUACCGCUAGGGCUUGCGAGGUUGUUUUUUAACGAGGGUCCAUAUGUAGUUAAUCAUUUAUUGACUCAGAUCAUAAUUCCCGCUAUUUUCACCUUGACCUCUGAGAAUAACUCGCCUUUGUUGGUCUUAUUUUAGAACAAUGGCCGACAGUUCCGUAACAGAGGAGAAGAGCCGCUCAUUUGAGUUUGACGAUAUUUUUGAACACGUGUCCUCCUUUGGAAAAUACCAAAAAAUCUUAUAUUUCUGCACUUUAUUGCUUGUUUUUCCAGUAACAAACCAGUUCUCUUUGUUAGUGUUUGGUUUUGGUAUUCCUAAGUUUCAGUGUGUGACACCAAAUGUCACGUGCGAGGCAAGGAAAUGUUGUGAUGGAUGUCACGCUUACGAAUUUAUAGGACCUCUUCAGAGCACCGUGUCUGAGGUAAGACUUUUCUGGGGGGUGGGGGAGGAGGAGUGAACAGGGGUUUAAGUCAGGCCAAUGAUGCACGGGUGGCCAUGAGCGCAAGCAGGCAAACAAACGGAUAGGCAGGAGGAGAGACGAGCAUAUACACGGGCAGACAAACAGGCAAAUGAUCUGAUGAACAGACGGACAAAGAGGAAGGCGAAGAACUAACAUGAAGGCAGACAGACAUAUAGGUAGACGGACAGAAAGACGACCGAGAAUUAUUUCAAUCAAAUAAUAAUUUCUUUUCCCUUCUUUCCAUUUAUGUUUAAGUGGAACUUGAUUUGUGACCGCGCGUUCCUGGGUGCAACGAUACAGUCCUGUUUCUUUGCUGGAAUGUUGGUAGGUUCACUUGUGACCGGGAUGAUUUCAGACGCCUGGGGCCGAAAGAAAUGUAUCUUCAUCUGCAAUGCAAUCAUGGUAAGAUGGCCGCAACCACGGCUUAGUCAUUAAUCAGCAAUGGGCUCCUGGCAAUGUUAAUUUUUACUUUUAUAUGAUCCAACGGGCAAAUCGGGUCUAUGAGAUCCUUUGCGGUGGAAAGUUUGAAUUUCACGCCUCUACUGGCGACUUAAACUGAAUCAUUUAUAUUUGUUUACCUUGAUUCAUUGUAAUUUUUCAGUUGAUUACCGGCUUUCCUUCAGCUUUUGUUCAUUCUAUUCCGUUAUUCGCGGUUCUUCGCUUCAUGGUCGGUUUUGGCUUGACUGGAGUGAUGCUCUCCCUUUACAUUUACGGAAUGGAAUUGGUUGGCCCGAAUUGUAGAACAGCUACUGGAAAUAUUACGUAUUUUUACUACAAUGGCUUUCAAAUGUUGUUUGUCCUCAUCGCUUAUCUUGAACGCCACUGGAGGAAUCUGAGUUUGAUAGCUACUGUCCCAGCUGCUUUGCUAUUCCCAUUUUGGAAGUAUGUACACAAUGACAACGUGUUCCUUUUAUCUCGGUCUCUCUCGCUUGCUUCUUUGUUGAUUGACUGACUGUCUGACAGACUCGCUGACUCGCUGACUCAUUGGUUGGUUGACUAACUGAAUAACUCACUCACUGACUCACUGAGUGAUUGGCUAGCUCACUGACUGACCGAUUCACUGGCUCACUGACUAACUGACAAAUUGACUGACCGAUUGGCUGACUGAUUGGCCGGCUGAUUUGCUGACUGACUAAUUGACUGACUGACUAUUUGACUUACAGACUCAUUGACUGACUGGCUGACUGAUAGAAUGACUCGCUAGCUGGCUAACUGACUGGCCUUCUGACUGACUAAUUGACUGACUGACUAUUUGACUUACAAACUCAUUGACUGACUGACUAUUUGACUUACAGACUCAUUGACUGACUGGCUGACUGACAGACUGACUCGCUAGCUGGCUAACUGACUGGCCUCCUGACUGACACUCUUAGAAUGAGACUGUUUUGCUGACUAACAUUCUAACCAAAAUCCAUCAAUCCUUCGAGUGAUGGACUAACAAAAUCUGAUUUGCAAUUCCACAGGCUUAUUCCAGAAUCUCCCCGAUGGCUUGUCGCUCACGACCAACUGGACGAGGCUAAAUCCAUCAUCGAGGCUUUUGGAAGCAAAGAUGAGAAAACUUUAGAUUCAGAAGUGAUACGAUCUCUAUUGGAGGGAGUAAGAAGGGAACAGAUCGAGCGAGAAAAGACAGCAAAAAAGUAUAAUCCCAUCCACAUGUUUCUUACGCCGAAGCUUAGGAAGUGGACGGCAAUCAUCUGUUAUCAGUGGUAUGAUAAACAAACAAACAAACAUGUUUAUUAUCGUGUGCAGGUACUUUUUUUAAUCCGAUAAGGGUAACUAAAAGUUAGUCGUAAGGUACUUGUGCUUUCAUCCAAUACGUUGUUAUUGCUGUCACUUAAUUUAGAGAAGGUCAACAUAAUCGUUUCCUAAGGGAACGGUCUCUCUCCCCAGGGUCUCUCCUCCAGGGGAGAGGGUGUUGGAGGAUUUUGGUUGUGUCACGAUCAAAUUUACCAGAUCCCCCCUCAUAAGGAUCAAUCAUAUUCUUGUGGUUGCCUCACUUUGGAAGUUAAUUGACAGUCAAUUUUCUAUAGUCCCCUAUUUUUACUCUGUUGUUAGCGACGACUGAUACUCCCUCCAUUCUCCUUGAAAACCAAGUGCUACCCCAAAAAUCCUCCACACCCCUCCCUUCUCUGGGGAAAAAAAGUGAAUGGUCCCUAAAAUACUGUAUCCCCGGUGUCAGGAACGGUCCUUAAAGAGUUUUUAUCUGUCACUCCCGCAGGUUUGUGGUAGCCAUGGUCAAUGUUGGGAUGUUCAUAUUCAUCUCCCAAUUGGUCGGUGACCUCUAUGUUAGUUACGUUGUUAUAGAGAUCCUCACAGUUGUCCGAAUACCCGUCACGUGGAUUCUAUAUUUAAAGUAAACAUGGAAGUUUUUUCCGUAUCAAGUAUUGUAACUUUUUUAAAUUCAAUCCUUACCAUAUUCAGCUCCGCAAGAAGUGUUUUAUCUUAGAUCACAGUAAAAUAAGUGUUUUUAAGUAAAGUGAGUAGCAGAAAACAGUAUAAUCCCACUGGUGUGGAAAAAGACGCAAUUUUUGACUCUCAAAGGUGCUCAAAAUUUAAGUUUCCCCUCAGAAUAUUAACACAUUGAUUUAUCAAAUAAACGGUGUUUUCCUGAUUAACAACAAACUCUCAUUCAACAAAAUCCUAAGGAAAUUUACCACCACCUUUGGGUGUUCAAACGCUGAGCUGUUAGCUGUGGGUCAAGUGAGAAAAUGACUGGACGCUACAUCGUAUGGAAAUGAAAAAAAAAACUGUCGGUCGUAAUUACUGUCUGGGCGGCUGUAUGUCAGGUUUCUGUUGCUAGGGAUGCUGAUUGUGAUCGUAUUUUUCUCAGAUUUGGUCGCCGCAUUUGUCAUGGCAUUAUCAUGAUCCUCGUGGGCGCCAUCUUUCUCUUGGUUUUGCUGGUGCACAAAGGUAAGGUAACACAUUAUAACAAACUUAAGCGAGUAAAGGAAUCUAACAUUGCAUUUGGGAUGCGUUACCUCGCAUCAAUCCCACUUUACCAUCUCAGUUAAUUGAACGCAACAACAAUGCUAAUCGGGUCGCGUUUUGCUGCGCCUCGGGAAGUUUGUUUUUCUUUUGCUUCUAACUGACUCUUUUACAAAUUUCUCUUUGGUUUUUGAAUUACGACACUUGUCUCCAGGCUUUCUCUCUUGCAUCCUUGACCGUGAUGUCUAGCAAGGAGGAUAGUAAACGUGGACCAGAGUGCUAUUCUUUUAUGUUCGUGCAAAAUAGUCAUUUUUUUGGCCUCGACAAUAUGUUAAAAAACACAGAAACUUCCUCUCAAAAAUGAGACCAAGAAGGCUGGUUAGCAUGCUUCGCUAUCUCGUCGAGUGUCUUUUGGUGACAUCAAAACAAGUUCCAGACAUGACCGAACCAGGAUCUCUUAAUGGUCAGCUGAGUGAAGCCUUUUGUAUCAAUAUAUUUUCAGAAUCUGACGUGGCAACAACGGUAUUGUCCCUCUUUGGAUACCUGUUGAUCGACUGCACUCGGACAAGUAUUUACUUGAUGACCUCUGAGUUGUUUCCAACCGUUCUAAGGUAAUUAUGGAGGGCUAAUUCAUUUGAACGUCUGCGUUUGAUGAGGCACUUGUUUUGUUUUCCGCUGCGCAGUGUAAUUGGUCUUGAAAACUCGUGCAAUUUACCUUUUUUAUCUCAAUAGAAACACGGGUCAAGGUAUAGGGUCGACCGGUGCACGGAUUGGUGGAAUAUUGGCGCCUUAUGUUGUUUUGAUGGUAAGAAACCGUCCGUUUUUUUCCAUGGUCCAUUCUGUUAGUUACGGACCGAGUUAAUAUUUCCGCCCGGAUUUAUGACCCAUGCGCGAAGUGCACAUGCUAUAAAUCCAAUUCUGAAAAAACAACAACAAUAGCAAAAAAAAAAACAAGGUUCCAUAACUUACAGUUUGCGGACCGAGUAAACGAGGCUAAUGAGAUAUUUAUUAUAUCUCUGAGUUCAAAUAGAGGGGGGAAAUUAUGCUUGAAACAGAUUUUUGAAUUUAGCAGGUCGUACAGUGAAAUCGACCAAUCAUAGCGCACGUACUCACUGAGAGAUAUUUACACAAAUUUUACACAACAAGCAUCAACCCGCCUAAGAUGUCGCCACUCGGCUUAUCUUAAUCUUACUUACAAGCUUCAAGAGCUGUGCGAUCACAAACACUUCUGAAAUGAUUUUAUCGAAUUUCUCACUCCAGAGUCAGUUUCCAGGCCUCAGUGUUGUCUUCCCAGUUGUGAUUUUUGGCGUGGUUGCAACGCUCGCUGGGAUUUUAAUGUAUUGGAUUCCAGAGACACUCUAUUCUCCUAUGCACCAAACUAUUGAAGAAGCUGAGGCAGCCGAAGACGAUUACGGGAUACCUUACUGUGGGAAAAGGAUUGAGCUGCGCAGGCGCAAAAAGGCGAAUGAUGUAGAAGUAGUAUGGCUUUAAAGAGGCUAACGAGUAAAUAGUUGAGACCUUGGGGCAACUUUUCUGUUGCAGGGAGGUUUACUUUUACACUUGCAAGGUCAGCAUUCAUUUAUAGUUUUCAUAAUUAGAUGUUUUUUACUGGCUUAGAACAGCAGGAAUGCUAAUACAGGUUGUUUUAUGUAGAAUGAGAGCGAUUACCAUCGUUCACCUCUUCAUUAGAGACCAGUCAUUACUCAUCGCCCGGGGGUGGUACUCUAGUGAUUUCCCAUCGUUAGCAGACAAUUUUCUAUUGGCACCUCCCCUUCGUUUGUACCCUGCAAGUGACCACUGUUCCCCCCUCGAUUCCCCUUAAAAACCACGUGAUCCUCCCCAAACAUCCUUUCCCCCCCUUCCCCGGUGAUAAAUACUGACUGGUCCCUUAAGUACCUAAUUAUUAAUCUCGU